Molecule: messenger RNA, 3138 nt
Organism: Plasmodium falciparum 3D7
Lineage: Eukaryota; Apicomplexa; Aconoidasida; Haemosporida; Plasmodiidae
Product: putative tetratricopeptide repeat protein
Source: RefSeq, a predicted model, not a curated record
AUGAAAGAAAUUAUUACUGACUCUGAAGCUCCAACUUAUAAUAUUGAUAGUGAUGAUGAAGCACCUUGUGAAUAUUUGAAUGAUAUAUAUGCGAUAAGUGAAGACACGUUUUGCUUUAAAAUUAUUAAAGAAUUAGGAAAUGGCUAUUAUAGUCCUGGAAAUGGACAUAAAAUAAAAAUUAUAUAUUAUGAGUUGGGUAGCGAAGACAAUAUAACAAGUGCAAAUGUGUACUUAGGAAAAAAUGAUAAGUUACCUUAUAUAUGCGAAAUUGCUGCAAGAUGUAUGAAGGAAAAUGAAGUGUGUAUUGUACAAGGUCCCAAGGAUUUUUCUAGGAUUUUUAAAAACUCAGAGGUUAAGACCAAAUACGAUAAAACGCAUAAUUUUAAAGCAGAAUUUAAAAAAGGAUUAAGGUUUAAACAAAAAUGUGUCGACAUAUAUUCAAGAGACCCCUUAAUCAAUAAAUACAAAAAAAUUAAAAUAAACUCUAAUGAUAUUAAUUUGUUAAUGAAAAAAAAAAAAAUAAACAAAGAAAGAAAGAAAACAAAUACGGACGAAAUCAAUAUUAAAUCGAAUAUCAUAAAUAAUAUGAAUGACCUUAAAAAUAAUGGUAAUUUAAAAAUAGGAGAUAGUGAUCAUCUACAAAUUUAUAAUUGUAAUAAUAACAAAAACAAAUUAUCAUGUGAUAACACAACACAUCUAUACUUAACUAGGCAAGAUAUAAACAAUUUAAAAUAUCAAUUUUUUACACAAACAGAAUUAUGUACCUAUGUUAUAUAUUUAAAAGAAUUUAGAAGAGUUGAUAUUUUGAAUGAUGAUAAAACGAUCAUAAAAGAAAUUAUUAAGGAAGGAAAGGGAAUAUGUACUCCAAAAAAAAAUGAUUAUGUCGAUUUUCUUCUAAAUGAAAAUAAUAAACAAGAAUAUAUACACACAAUACUUGAUAUUAAUAAUUUAAAAUAUAGAGGAUUAUUUCAUAUAUUACAACAUAUGAAAAAAAAUGAAAUCUCUAAAGUUAUACUUAAGGGAAACCAAUGUAAUCAUAUAUAUUAUCUAAAUCAUGAUUGUCAGAAAAAUAUUCAAAAUCAUCCAUUUUAUAUAAAUCAACAACAUAAUAACGUAUACGAUAAAAUACACACAAACCAUAAAUCAAUAAAUAUAAAAAAAAAUACAUCUUGUGAAGAACAUCAAAUUAUAAAUCAUCCACAGAAAUCGAAUACAAAUCAUAAAUCAAUCGAUUAUAUCGAUGAUAAUAAAACGUCUCAUGUACAUAAUGAUACAACGAAUGUAUCUCUCAACUUAAUUAAAACAAAUAUUGAAAAAGAACAAAUAAAAGAAUUUUAUAUACAAUUAAUAGACUAUAAAAAAUCAAAAAUUAUUAAUAUAAAUUCAAUUAUUAAUAUAAACACAAGUGAAAAAUUACUCUUAUAUAUAAAUCAAGAAAAAAUACAUAAAACAAAUGAUAUAAAUAAAAAUAUUAAAAAAAAUCAACAAUUUAAUAUACCGACUAUAGACACGGAAUCGGAACUUAUAAUUAAAAUGAGCUUAACAUACUUAGAUAAUACAACAAAACAAAAUAUUUAUUUACCAAUUUGUUAUACUAAGAAUAAUAAAAAUAUAAAAAAGAAUUCCGCAUAUUUUAUUUAUUCAUAUGGUUCUUGUUUUACAUCUCCCUUAUGGUUUUAUCAUUCUUUAAAAGAUUUGAAAGAAGGACAACAAAUUAUUAUACCCAUAGAAAAAAAUAAAAACAUCUUUGAAGAAAAGCAUUUUGUUUAUCAUAUCAUCUAUGAAAAUUUUGAUACAACAAAAAAAUCUGUGCACAAAAAUCAAAAAGAUCAUAAGAAUUUUCAGAUAAACACAACACAUAAGCAAUAUAAUACAAACAGAAAUAAGUUGCACAAUCUAAAUAGUGAUAAUAAAAAUGGAAGAAAUAAAAUAAAAACACACAAUCACACAUACAAUUUUUUACAAGCAUUAAUAUCUAACAGAAAUCAAGGUAAAGGUUUUUAUCUUAUUAAAAAAUUUAAAAAAAAUGAUGUCAACAAUUUUUGCAAUGCCUUCUUUAAAUUACAUGAACGUUAUAUGGACAAAAAUAAAAACCAAAAAAAAAUUAAAAAAAUUAAAAAGAUUAAAAAGAUUAAAAAAAUUAAAGAGAUUGAAAAAAUUAAAAAAAUUAAAAAAAUUAAUAAAUUAAUAAAUUUCCAAACCAAAAUGAACCAUUUUAAUAACCUCUUCCUAAAUUUUAAACGUAAACAUUUUCAUAGAAAAAUUAUAAAAAUAAAAAUGAAAAAUAUAACAUUAACAACAAAAAAUAUUAUAAAUAAUAAAUUAUUACAAAUAUGUAUUACUGAACAAAAUAGAGACAAAAACAUAAAGAAAAAAAUAAAAUGUACAAGUCAUAACAACACAAACAAUCUCUAUAAACAACAAUAUAAAAAAAAAUAUAAUAAUAAUAAUAAUAAUACUUAUCUUUUUGAAAAAUCGUUGAAUAAUGUAUACUUUGAUCGCUUUUUUUAUAACAAAGAUACCAUAUUAAAAAUAAAAGUUGUUAAAAUUAUUUGUAAAAAAAAGGAUCCAUGGAAUAUGAAUAUAUCAGAACAAAUAGAAAAUAUAAAAAUUUAUAAUGAUAUGGGAAAUAAAUUUACUCAAAACAAAUUAUAUUACGCUGCUUCAAUUCAAUAUAAAAAAGCUUUUGAUAUAUGUAGAUUUUCAAAAAUAUAUAAUUUAAUAUUUGAAGAAAAAAAAAAAGUACAAGAUCUACAUAAUAAUGAUUAUCAAAAUGAAAAAGACAAUAAACAAAUAGAACAACAAAAUUAUCAAAAUGAAUUAUUAUCAUAUAUGGAAAAAAUAAUAACUAAUUUAUCUAUUACUUUUUAUAAAAUGAAUAAUUAUAAUGAAUGUAUAACAUAUGCUCAAAAGGCAUGUAUUAUAAACCCACAAAAUGUGAAAGCUAUAUAUUGGAAAAAUAUGUCCUACUUAUCACAAAAUAAAUAUACACAAGUUAUACAAAAUUUAAAUAAUCCUUUUUGCUUAAACAACGAAACAUUAUUAAAAUUGUAUAAUUCCGCUAGGUUGAUAAAAAAAAAACACGAUACAAAUUUUAAUUCUCUAUUUUAUGCUAUGUAUGAUAACAAAAAAAUAUAA